Pocillopora meandrina is the source of this 1726-nucleotide messenger RNA. The record is from the annotation of a GenBank genome assembly. Lineage: Eukaryota; Metazoa; Cnidaria; Anthozoa; Scleractinia; Pocilloporidae.
AUGGUCAUAACUAUGGACCCCAAGCCAGAGAAAUUGCGAGAAAAUGUUAUCCUAAAGUUCAAAGACGUAAAGGUAACAUUAAAAUUAGUUGCUAUGCGUUGUUUUGAUUCAUUCUGACGAGAUAAACUUUAUUUUCAGGUCUUGACAGCAGAGAAGCGCUGUAUGUUUUGGAGUAGCUUUAGCAAAAGGUAAAAAAGAACUACAAUAUAUUAUUGUACGGUAUUUAUUCCUUCUUAUAUUACAUUAAGUGUAAAGGAGAAUGAAUGAAAUUUCUCAGAUGUUUUUGUGCAGAUUAACACUUUCCUGGAAGCCUACAUGUUGUCUUCUUUAGAGAGGGGAAGUCUGACUGAAAUGUUCUCGCGCAAAAUUGUCAAACAUCACCUCUUCCCCAAACAAUGGAUCAUUUUAUGCCUUUUGUUAACUUUACUUUUUUUCAGGUCUGAGGGAUUUUCAGAGGAAGGAUGCCAUGUAGUUACAUCAAAAAGCAACUCAGAAGAAACAGUUUGCAGCUGCAAUCAUUUGACGCAUUUUUGCCGUCUUAAUGAACUACAACGGUAGCACAAAGGUAAUCAAAUAAUUAUUGCCUUACUCAAUAAUUUUAUGGGCUCAAUUAACUAAAUUAAUGUUUUCCUUCAUUUUUGUUGUUGUUGUUAUUGCUGUUGUUUGUUUUUUUUUUGUAACAGCUCACCGAGGAGGACAAAACAAUUCUGAAAAAUAUUACCUACGUGGGAAUGAGCCUUUCCAUCUUCGGGAUACUUUUAACAGUAAUAAUUUAAUCGUGCCUCACGUAAGUAAUGUACCUGAAUAAUAACUAGGUAAAUACUUAACUCCCCUCACCAAGGCUGGUAAGAAAAGAGAUCUCAAUGCAAAUCUCCACACAAAUAAGAACGUACAAGUAGGAUAAUUCACAAAUUCAAGCUACAUUUCAUGCCCCAUCAAGAGUGCUUGAACAGCUCAUGGUCUCAUAGUUUAUGAAUUUUUUAGGGUUUAGAUAUUUUCCUUUUGGUCCUCUCUGGAGCUAUUUACUGAUUUUUUCUUUCCUUUUCUGUCAAGAUUUAGUUGAUUUUUUUGUCAUAUUUUGCUGUCUUUUAAUUUCAGUUUUAUUGUGUUUGGCUGUGCUUACUGUCUUCAGUGUGUUGUUGUUUUUGUUGUUGUUACUUUUGUCUCGUUCACUCUUUUUAAUUUAUUGUUAUUUCACCAGAGAUGUCCGUCAGCCUCUCUCUCAAAUUCGACUGAUGUGUUUCUAUCUCCCUUGGAGCUGGACAGAUCAUCUUCCUCGCCGGAAUAAACGCCACAGAAAACAAAGUUAGUGUCCUCUCCGUCUAUCCAUAAAAUGAAUUUACACUUUGCACCGAAAAUAUCUUGUCGAAAGGAGCACGAUAAGAAUACGAAAACUCUCUCCUUUCACAGGCUGCCUGUGUUACAAUAACAGCUCUGAUGCAGUAUUUCUUGAUGGCCGCUUUCUGUUGGAUGCUGAUCGAGGGAAUUUAUCUCUACCUCUUCGUUAUGAAAGUUUACAACAUCAACACUAAGAUGUACAUGUCUCACGUUAUCUCAUGGGGUAAGUUCAUUAAUUUAUAACUUGGAUCGCCAAAUCUGGUGUUUUCGUCCAGUAAAGUGUUUCGAUCUCCUUCCUUUCUCUAAGGGUAGGUCUUACAGUGAUCAUGGUGGCCAUUCCACUUGGCACCGCUGCUGGAGAAGAAGGGUUACAAAGCUAUACGAGUAA